CUGGACUCCGAGUGCUCCAGUCUUUCUGGCAGCGUCUGUGUGGGCGGAAACUGUGUCUGUGCACCGGGUCAACAACCUGUACUGGGUGGGACGAUCUGCGCUGAUCUGGCUCCAUAUUUCACGUCGCCUUGCUUAGAAGAUCAUCAGUGCUUCAGACUUUUCAACAACUACGAGUGUCAACGAACAGACGACAGUGCAGUAGGGAUUUGCGGCUGUAAAGCAGGCCAUCAUUACCUCCGCGGCAGAUGCUGGAGCUCCUCGGACUACGGGGAAGCCUGCGCCAGAGAUGAGGAGUGCUUGGGGGAAAUAAGGGAUCCUUACAGCAUGAUUUGCAAUGGAACGUGUACCUGUGCCGAUGGCUAUUAUUUGCGGCAACGAGGCGAGUGCAGGAAGGUGGGAUUGGCUGUAGGUGAUGGUUGCGUGCUGAACGAGGAUUGCCAGUUUCCCGGAGGUGCUUGUGAUCAGGCAAAUUUUGCUUGCUACAACGUUAACGAUCCAAAUUUAAAUGAAACAACAUUUAAGAAAGUCAGUGACAGCGGAAGCAACGUCAUUGAAAUGUAUGACAACAUGGCGUCGGAAUUAAAACAAAAUGGUGGCACAAUUGCGUGUGGCGCUAACAACUCGUGUCCGGAACCGUUUGAGUGUUCGCCUUUCGGUGUCUGUAUUUGUCCACUUGGAUAUUACAGUGGGGAAAAUACAACAUGCUUAGCUGAGCUUAGUUCACCGGCCACAGAAGAUCAAUGCAAAGGGCUGUUGGCGACGGUGGUGAAUGGAGUCUGCACAUGCCCACCAAAUUUCUUCUUCGACGUCAACAUGAGGGAUUGUGUUAGAGUCACUCGUCGGUUCUCGGAGUCCUGUAUAACUGAUUUGAACUGCCACACCUUCGGAGCAGCUUCACGGUGUGGUCCACCACAAGAACCUUGGGGCAUCAGGACCUGCGAGUGUAUACCAGAGUUGGCUGUAUGGGAUUCUAACAGAGAGAUGUGCCGAUUGUUCGCUGGUCUAGGAGAAACAUGUGAAGUGGACAGUGACUGUCUGGCCGGAGAGUUGGAGAUCCAAUGCGUCAAGGACCAAGCUGGACAAGGCUACUGCACUUGCCCUGAGGGGCUGGAGGCUGUGGACGGACUCUGUCUGACAACAGGAUUGGAGCUUGGCGAGUCGUGCCAAGUGAGCGCGGAAUGUACCGGCACUCAGCACACUGUCUGCGAAGGAGGAAGGUGCUCCUGUGGAGAUGGCUAUCAGGAGAUUGGGAACAUUUGUGCCCCCGUUAUCGGUGGUACCUGCUUCCAAGACGCGGACUGCGCAAUCCCUGACACAAUUUGCCAGGAUAAUAACGGCUCACUUACCUGCCAGUGUAAGGACUCCUUCGUGGAAUAUGACGACGAAUGCUGGCCAGAAUCCGAAGGCUACGGUGCCUCGUGCAACGUAACAGCACAGUGCACACAAGUUCUGGGCACGUACAGUAACUGCACAGCUGGGAGCUGUGAGUGCAGUCCAUCUUAUCAUUACAAAGAUGGUAGUUGCUGGCCGAUUACUGGCCUUUUUGAAGUUUGUAGCCGUAGUAGCGAGUGCUUCCUGUCAAAUAUGACUGAUAGAGUGGUGUGCAGGAACGGUCUUUGUCAGUGCGAUUUCAAAUUCCCGUAUUCUGAAGAGUUACAGACAUGUACUUCUUCAGCUUCGAGAACAGCAAUCAGUUUCUUAACAAUCGCUACUUAUUUAAUGUAUUACAUUACCAGUUAA
Molecule: messenger RNA, 1740 nt
Organism: Parnassius mnemosyne (clouded apollo)
Lineage: Eukaryota; Metazoa; Arthropoda; Insecta; Lepidoptera; Papilionidae
Source: the annotation of a GenBank genome assembly